This is a messenger RNA of Psilocybe cubensis, 681 nucleotides long. RefSeq lists its product as uncharacterized. The coding region runs from base 1 to 681 and encodes 226 amino acids. The record is from RefSeq and is a predicted model, not a curated record. The transcript is spliced from 5 exons. NCBI's taxonomy places the organism in Eukaryota, Fungi, Basidiomycota, Agaricomycetes, Agaricales, Agrocybaceae.
AUGAACCAUGAAAGCCCUCCCUGGAUCCCUUACCCAAUGCUUCCUGGACUACCAGCCAACUUACCACCGUCUACAAACCACCAGCCACGUCCUGCUGCUAUCAUUAGCGCUACCGCGGUUCAAAGUAUCAAGCUACCCUCAUUUGCCCAGCUUUGCGAGUCUCUGAAGAGGCCUGAAACGCAGUACAGUCACUCUCUCCCAAGCUCUCAAGCGCGUUCAACAUACACGUAUCAGACCAGUCGCGCUUCAAUCACGAACUUCCCAUUUGUCAUUCAAAGCCCAACUCGCCAACGCGUGUUUCUUUGGGAAAGUCACGGCUAUGAAUCUACGAAAGUCGGCUCUGGAGAGCCAAAGGCACUAACGAGGACCUCUUCUCAGAGAAACCGUACCAUACCUCAUGCGCCGGGACCUCAAGAAAUCGUCGGUACUCCCACAAAGCCUUCUAAGGAGGGGUUCAUCAACUAUCCUCCUAUCCUGACAACGAUAGACAACAGGUACAAAAAAGACGCCGAGAGAUUCAUCUCAUACAGCCCUCAAAGCAAAACAGGAUGGGAGUGGAAAUGCAUCUUCCCGUUGGAAAACGGAAGUCUGUGCGGCAAGCGCUUUUCUCAGGCACCACUCGUCAGACGGCAUAUUCUGAAUAACCACAUGAGCCUUCGUUUGGAAGAGGCUGAUGGUUGA